AUGUCUCCACCACUCACCAGUGUUGAAGAUCAAAUUCGCGAAACGAUGGAGCUUCUCUGCUCAGCAACGUCUCUUUCCUCCUCCUCCGCUCUCUCCUCUGCUCUUUUCGUUCCUCCAUCUUUCCACAUGCCAGGGGCAAGGAGGUUCAUGGUUGUGUGCAGCUCCGAGAAAUCCCACAAGAUGACAGUGUCAGUAACUGGAGCAACUGGAUUUAUUGGGAGACGAUUGGUCCAGAGACUUGGUGCUGAGAAUCACUCAAUCAGGGUCUUGACACGCUCUAAAUCCAAAGCUGAGCAAAUAUUUCCGGCCAAGGACUUCCCAGGUAUCGUGAUUGCAGAAGAACCCGAGUGGAGAAACUGCGUACAAGGCUCAACUGCUGUUGUGAACUUGGCAGGACUGCCUAUCAGUACGAGGUGGUCUCCCGAGAUCAAGAAAGAGAUUAAGGACAGCCGAAUCCGUGUCACCUCCAAAGUUGUUGAGUUGAUAAAUACAUCACCAGUGGAGGCUCGACCUACUGUUCUAGUUAGCGCCACAGCUGUUGGUUACUAUGGUACUAGUGAGACUGGAGUAUUCGAUGAAAAGAGUCCAUCAGGGAAUGAUUAUCUUUCAGAGGUUUGCAGAGAAUGGGAAGGAACCGCGCUGAAAGCGAAUAAAGAUGUAAGAGUGGCACUUAUCCGCAUUGGUGUUGUUUUGGGAAAAGACGGUGGGGCUUUAGCCAUGAUGAUACCCUUUUUCCAAAUGUUUGCUGGAGGACCUCUGGGUUCAGGACAACAAUGGUUCUCUUGGAUUCACGUGGAUGACUUGGUGAAUCUGAUCUACGAGGCCCUCACUAAACCAUCCUAUCAAGGAGUUAUAAAUGGGACAGCGCCAAACCCGGUUAGGCUUGGGGAGAUGUGUCAGCAGCUAGGCAGCGUUCUUAGUCGACCAUCGUGGCUACCGGUUCCUGACUUUGCUCUCAAAGCUCUGCUCGGAGAAGGUGCCACUGUGGUUUUGGAAGGACAAAAGGUUUUGCCUGCAAGAGCCAAAGAGCUUGGCUUUGAAUUCAAGUACAAAUAUGUGAAAGAUGCACUCAGAGCCAUUAUGCAAUAA
This is a messenger RNA of Microthlaspi erraticum, 1089 nucleotides long. Lineage: Eukaryota; Viridiplantae; Streptophyta; Magnoliopsida; Brassicales; Brassicaceae. The record is from the annotation of a GenBank genome assembly.